Molecule: messenger RNA, 1421 nt
Organism: Molossus molossus (Pallas's mastiff bat)
Lineage: Eukaryota; Metazoa; Chordata; Mammalia; Chiroptera; Molossidae
Gene: PHB2
Product: prohibitin 2
Exons: 10
Coding region: 208-1107 (299 amino acids)
Biological process (GO): mitochondrion organization
Cellular component (GO): membrane; mitochondrion
Source: RefSeq, a predicted model, not a curated record
UCCCAACGCGCAAUUCCUGUGCGCCAAGCUCGGGUCCUCCGUGGGCCGGGGGAGGGCUCAGGAGGCGGGCACUUCCGGUGCCCUUUCUCCUGCGAGCACCUGGGCCACGGACCCUCGUGUGAAGGGUGCGGUUUCUAAAGUGGAGUGGGGUAGAGGUGGGCCGGCACCCCCACCUGACCUUCGGUGCCGCCGGUCUCAGGAUCGGACAUGGCCCAGAACUUGAAGGACUUAGCGGGACGGCUGCCCUCCGGGCCCCGGGGCAUGGGCACGGCGCUGAAGCUACUGCUGGGGGCCGGCGCCGUGGCUUACGGGGUCCGCGAGUCCGUGUUCACCGUGGAAGGCGGGCAGAGAGCCAUCUUCUUUAAUCGCAUCGGUGGCGUGCAGCAGGAUACCAUUCUCGCCGAGGGCCUUCACUUCAGGAUCCCCUGGUUCCAGUAUCCCAUCAUCUAUGACAUUCGGGCCAGACCACGAAAAAUUUCCUCCCCCACGGGCUCCAAAGACCUGCAGAUGGUGAACAUCUCCCUGCGAGUGCUGUCUCGACCCAAUGCCCUGGAGCUUCCCAGCAUGUACCAACGCCUAGGGCUAGACUACGAGGAGCGAGUGUUGCCGUCCAUUGUCAACGAGGUUCUCAAGAGUGUGGUGGCCAAGUUCAACGCCUCACAGCUGAUCACCCAGCGGGCCCAGGUAUCCCUGUUGAUCCGAAGGGAGCUGACAGAGAGGGCCAAGGACUUCAGCCUCAUCUUGGAUGAUGUAGCCAUCACAGAGCUAAGCUUUAGCCGAGAAUACACAGCUGCUGUAGAAGCCAAACAAGUGGCACAGCAGGAGGCCCAGCGGGCCCAGUUCUUGGUGGAAAAAGCAAAGCAGGAACAGCGGCAAAAGAUCGUGCAGGCUGAGGGUGAGGCCGAGGCCGCCAAGAUGCUUGGAGAAGCACUGAGCAAAAACCCAGGCUACAUCAAGCUGCGAAAGAUCCGGGCAGCCCAGAACAUCUCCAAGACGAUCGCCACAUCACAGAAUCGUAUCUAUCUCACCGCUGACAACCUUGUGCUGAACCUGCAGGAUGAAAGUUUCACCCGGGGAAGUGACAGCCUCAUUAAGACUAAGAAAUGAGCCCGAUGACCAAGAACUCCAGAGAAGUGAAUCUGUUUCUGCCCUGUUGUUUGAGGAGCCAACUUGGGGUCCAGCACACCCCUACCCUGCCCCCAGUAUCAUGUGAUGGUCCCCUCUGUAUCUGUCCUCCCAGCCCUUCUCAAAUGAAGACUGACCCAUUUUCAGGGGCAUGACUUGCCUCCUCCAUGUUGGCUGGGUUAGGACAGUGUGUGAUUUCUCAGUGAUUUCCUACAGUGUUGGCUCCUCUCUCAAGAUUGAGAGGCAAUAACCACCAUCCCAGGAAUUCUCAAUAAAUUUUUAUUACUUAAGCUGAA